AUGGGUACGCGUUUGAUAAGUGGUCAAUUUUGUUUCUUCAUGUCAAAGGUGAUGGGUACACGUAUUAUAACGGCAGUGAUUGGUGCUGGUGUGCUGACAUUGCCAUGGGUGAUGGCUCAAAUGGGAUGGAUCCUUGGUAUAUCAUAUAUAAUAAUCGUAGGUACUGUCACACUCUACACAUCCAAUCUUCUAGCAGAUUGUUACAGAACACCAGACCCUGUCACUGGCAAGAGGAAUACUUACAUGGAAGCUGUUAAAACCAUCUUAGGUGGUAAAAUGCAUUUGAUAUGCGGAAUUGUCCAAUAUGCUUUGCUUAGUGGAGCUGCAAUUGGAUACACAAUUACAACAUCUGUAGGCGUGGUGGAAUUGAAGCUCCAUGCCAAUUUUCUAAUAAUCCCUAUGAUUGGUCUGGGAAUUAUUGAAAUCUUUUUGUCUCAAAUCCCCAAUUUUCACAAGUUAUCAUGGCUCUCAAUUGUAGCAGCAACAACGUCUUUUGGCUAUGCAUUUAUUGGUAUUCGACUUUCUCCUCCUACAGAAAUCCAAGAGCUCAUUGCAUUGGGAAACACUGCACUUGCUAGCAGCUAUGCUCAAAUUGCUAUAGAUAUUCAGGUAUGA
Molecule: messenger RNA, 615 nt
Organism: Medicago truncatula (barrel medic)
Lineage: Eukaryota; Viridiplantae; Streptophyta; Magnoliopsida; Fabales; Fabaceae
Product: amino acid permease 1
Exons: 3
Coding region: 1-615 (204 amino acids)
Source: RefSeq, a predicted model, not a curated record